AUGGCAGCAAUGUUCAUCACCAGAAACACUCUCUUCCGCUUCUCAAAGUCUUUUCCUAAUGUCCCUUCACUCUCUCUUCCCAAAUCCUCAAGAGUCUUCGUCGCUUCUGCUUCUCACCAAUCCGAUUGGAGAAAUGCAGCAGAUGGAAAACGAAAUACUUCAAUGGAUUGGGCUUAUAAUUCCACUUCAAAGGCUAGACAGGAUGCAGAUGAGAUAGCCGACAGAGAAAGAAAAACGUUGAGUUACGACGACGAUGUAGAUUCAGAGGACGUUAAACAAUACGUACGUGAAGCAAAAGAGAGGACAAGGGUUGCUGCAAAUAGAGCUGCAGAGGAUGCUGAUAGUGCUGGAGAGAAAGCAAGAGAUUAUGCUUAUGAUGCUAAAGAGAAGACAAAGGAUGCAGUAAAUAGGGCUGCAGAGAAUGCUGAAAGUGCUGGAGAGAAAACAAGAGAGUAUGCUUAUGAUGCAAAAGAGAAGACAAAGGAUGCUGCUAAUAAGGCUGCAGAGAAUAUUGAAAGUGCUGGAGAGAAAACAAGAGACUAUGCUUAUGAUGCCAAAGAGAGAACCAAGGAAGCAGCAGAGAGUGCCGGAGAGAAGGUAAAAGAUUAUGCUUAUGAUGCUAAGGAAAGAACCAAGGAAGCAGCACAGAAUGCUGGAGAGACUGCAAGAGACUAUGCUUAUGGUGCAAAAGAGAGAACAAAGGAAGUAGCACAAAGUGCUGGAGAGACUGCUAGAGAUUAUGCUUAUGAUGCAACAGAUAAAACCAAAGAAGCAGUGGGUACUGUAGCAGAUAAGACAAAGGAAGGGGCUAAGAAAACGGCGGAGAUGACAAAGGAAGGGGCUAAGAAAACGGCGGAGAUGACAAAGGAAGGGGCUGAGAAAACGGCAGAGACGACGGGAGAGGUUGCUGGGGCGGCGACUGAGGUUCUGAAGAGUGCAGGAGAGAUGGCGAAGCGGACGGCGCAAGGUGCAUGGGAGACGGCUAAGGAUGCGACACAGAAGAUUAAGGAGACGGUGGUUGGGAAGGAUGAUGACGAUGAUGAUCGUGGUGGUGGUGUUGGUGCUGUUGUAGAUGAGUAUGAUCUUGAAUUGAAGAGGAAGGGUUAUGGUGACAAUAAAGGUUAUGAUCAGAGGAAGGGUUAUGGUGACAAUAAAGGUUAUGAUAAGAGUAGGGGUUAUUGA
Molecule: messenger RNA, 1182 nt
Organism: Vicia faba (fava bean)
Lineage: Eukaryota; Viridiplantae; Streptophyta; Magnoliopsida; Fabales; Fabaceae
Source: the annotation of a GenBank genome assembly